Molecule: messenger RNA, 1101 nt
Organism: Aureobasidium melanogenum CBS 110374
Lineage: Eukaryota; Fungi; Ascomycota; Dothideomycetes; Dothideales; Saccotheciaceae
Product: RNA polymerase II transcription initiation protein
Exons: 2
Coding region: 1-1101 (366 amino acids)
Biological process (GO): nucleotide-excision repair; regulation of DNA-templated transcription
Cellular component (GO): transcription factor TFIIH core complex; transcription factor TFIIH holo complex
Source: RefSeq, a predicted model, not a curated record
AUGAAUGCUGUCGACGCCUCGUCGCAUGAGGAGGUCGCCGACACAGCCGAGGCUCCAUCUCUGCUAACCAUCAUCCUCGACACCAAUCCACACGCUUGGGGCCUGCUAUCGUCCACUCUACCGCUCUCGACCUUGAUCGCGAACCUCCUAGUCUUCAUCAACGCUCAUCUCGCCAUCAACAACUCCAACCAAGUCUCUGUAAUCGCUUCACAUUCGGACAGCGCUCGCUUCCUCUAUCCCACCACCCAUGACGACCUCAAAGUACCACACGGCCACGCCAACGAUGUCCAGAAUGAUGCCAACAAGUACCGUCCUUUUGCGCAAUUGGAGAAGGCCUUGACUACAAAUCUACGUGCCUUGCUGUCCACAACAACUCCCGACCACCUCAAAGCCUCUACAUCAACAAUGCUGUCUGGCGCUCUCACUCUUGCCCUGACAUACAUGGCCAAAGCCACCUUGAACAACCCAGCAAGAGCAGGAGAUGGAAGUUACGAUGCCACAAAUACUGCUGGUACAUUCACAACUACCAGUGCGGACGGCACAACACAACCUAGCCACACAGGUCUACAGAGCCGCAUCUUGAUUCUCAGUGUCAGCGGAGACAUUGCAGACCAAUACAUUCCCAUCAUGAACACCAUAUUUGCAUGUCAACGUCUCGCAAUACCUAUCGAUAUCUUGACUUUGUCUGCCCAUUCGAACGCCGAAUUCUUGCAACAAGCUGCCGACGCUACGGGAGGUGUCUACAUGGCCCUGGGUAACCGCGUGGCUGGCCUUUUACAAGUUCUCAUGAUGGGUUAUCUUCCAGACGCUACUGCACGAAAGAAUCUCGUCAAUGCUGGUGAGAGUGAAGGUGUUGACUUCCGCGCUGCCUGUUUCUGCCAUCGUAAUAUCGUCGACUUGGGAUAUGUCUGCAGUAUCUGCUUGUCAAUCUUUUGCCAACCGCCUCCUGACAACAACUGUCUUACCUGCGGUACAGCUUUGUCAUUAUCAGGUCAUGCUGCCAAACCAGUCGUCAUUCCUCGCAAAAAGAAGAAGAAGAGAAAGCUUGAUGGAGCUACACCAGCAGACUCACCUACUCCAGGUCCCGAUACACCGAGAUGA